AUUGAAACACAGCGACGAGCCAAGAUAGAGCUCCCGACAGUACAGUCAAUAACCUUUGUAUAACAUCUGCCAGUCAAUUGAGCUAAAUUUCGACCGGCAAAAUGCCUGUUCCAUUCGAGACCUUGAUUCCCUAUGCCAUCAUCACGGCUAUGUUUGGCAUUUCGGGUGCCGGUAUCUCGACGGUCCGAUGGUACACGAAUGGAGGCAAGAGGCCUAGGAGGUCAAUUGACCAAUGGGAUAGGGUAUGAUGCGCUGCAGUGAUGGACCGAGACCGCAGGCUCACAGGAUUCCUGCGCGGCCAGUCCGACAACCCGAUAGCACCACCAGGCUUCGAAGUGAACAACCCAUGGAGGACCGAGGAGAGAAUGAGUUAAACGCCAGGUACCGUUCAUCAGGACUUUGGAUGGGGAUCGAAUCAUUAGGCGAAGCAGUGGCCCCAGGGCAUACCCCGCGAGAUGGACUACGAAGGCGGUUUGUAGCAGCUACAUACAAAAAGAAUCAAUCUCAACAAUCAGGCGUUUGGCUUUUUAGAAGCCUCUUUUAUGGCUAACUCAAUUCAUAUCACCAACUUGUACCUGUGG
This is a messenger RNA of Pyricularia grisea, 581 nucleotides long. RefSeq lists its product as uncharacterized. Bases 102 to 248 code for a protein of 48 amino acids. The record is from RefSeq and is a predicted model, not a curated record. Lineage: Eukaryota; Fungi; Ascomycota; Sordariomycetes; Magnaporthales; Pyriculariaceae. The transcript is spliced from 5 exons.